AUGGUUUAUGAUUUCUGUGCAGUACUGAAUGGAGGUAAUAGCAUUACCCUAGCUGACAACUCGACAAGCACAGUAACAUCAUUCACCCCAGAAGAAAUAAUAAAUAAACACAUGCACAAGCUAACGCCUUUUGAGCACGGUGAAAUAUUUCGUUUCUCUGCCGUUUACUUUUUUGGUCCCAAUGCAAAGAAGCGUCGAGGAUUCAUUGGUGGCCCAAAUAACUGUGGCUAUGAUGACAAGGACGGUUUCUAUAUUCAAGUACCACAUGAUCACAUUGCGUACAGGUAUGAAGUGCUGAGAGUUCUAGGGAAAGGAAUAUCUGGACAAGUCAUGAAGGUCUAUGAUUACAAACUGCAACAACAUGUUGCAUUAAAAAUGUUCCGCAACUUGAAAAAUUAUCAUCAGCAGGCCAUGGAUGAGAUACGAAUGCUAAAACAUCUGACAAAACAGGACAAGUGCAACAACAUGAAUAUCAUUCACAUGCUGGACAACUUCACAUUCCGAAAUCAUAUGUGUAUGACCUUAGAACUUCUCGGCAUAGACCUGUAUGAACUCAUUAAGGCAAACAACUUCAUGGGUUUCAGUUUACCAACAGUGCGAAAAUUUGCCCACUCUAUCUUACAGUGCUUGGAUGGCUUGCAGAAAAACAAAAUCGCCCACUGCGACCUCAAACCAGAAAACAUUGUAUUGAAGAAACAGGGCAAAACUGACAUCAAGGUAAUAGAUUUUGGAACAAGCUGUUAUGACCAUCAGCACAUUGACAUGUACAUCCAGACUAGAUUUUAUCGCGCACCUGAAGUCAUCCUUGGUGGUUGCAUCGGAAUGCCUGUGGAUAUGUGGAGCAUGGCUUGCAUUCUUGCAGAGCUGUUAACUGGAGAUCCCCUAUUACCUGGGGAAGAUGAAUAUGAUCAACUUGCAUGUAUAAUUGAGUUAUUUGGCAUGCCACCCAAAAAUGUCCUGGCAUCUUUCAAAAGAAACAAAAGUUUUUUCUCUUCCAAAGGACAUCCCUAUUAUUGCACUGUUACUAGCCUGCCAGAUGGAUCAGUGGUACUGAAUGGUAGUUACUCUGAAGCAGGUACAUGGCGUGGUCCACCUGGCAGUAGAGACUUUGUCACCGCACUGAAAGGCUGUGAAGAUCCCCUUUUUCUUAAUUUUUUAAUCCAGUGUUUUGAAUGGGAUCCUGCACUGCGCAUGAAACCUUGCCAGGCGUUCCAACAUGCAUGGCUACGAGGACACAUGUCAAAGUCUCUAAAAGAAAAAAGUGGCUAA
Pelobates cultripes (western spadefoot toad) is the source of this 1269-nucleotide messenger RNA. Lineage: Eukaryota; Metazoa; Chordata; Amphibia; Anura; Pelobatidae. The record is from the annotation of a GenBank genome assembly.